Molecule: messenger RNA, 1011 nt
Organism: Sclerotinia sclerotiorum 1980 UF-70
Lineage: Eukaryota; Fungi; Ascomycota; Leotiomycetes; Helotiales; Sclerotiniaceae
Exons: 4
Coding region: 1-1011 (336 amino acids)
Molecular function (GO): DNA binding
Source: RefSeq, a predicted model, not a curated record
AUGGAUCGAAAGUCAUUAAAUCGUAGUGAAUCGGAAGAUAAUAUUCAAAAGGCUAUAGAAAGUCUAAAAGAUAAACAAUUUACUUCAAUUCGAAGUGCUGCUAUUCAUUUUAAGAUUCCGAAGUCAACCUUAAUAAAUCGAAUAACCGGACGACAAUCACGCUCUCAAUCUCACAAAUCCUUUCAAAAACUUUCCAAUGCAAAAGAGAAGACUCUAGUACGAUGGAUCUCACAAUUGACAACUACUGGAUACCCUGCAACUCCUGGGUUGUUGAAAGAAAUGGCCCAAGAAAUUCUGAAUCAAUACAUUGAUAUCCUAAACUCAAAGGAACUUAUUCUCGCAAAUUGGAAUCUGCAAGGCAUAAAGAAGCCACAUUUGAAACAAUAUCAGUAUUCUACUCUCAAAUCGAAUUGGAAGGUUACAGUAGGAAAACAAGAAUGGAUAACUGUAUUGGAAUGUGUUAAUACAGAUGGAGGUUCUUUACUUCCUAUAAUCAUUUUCAAGGCUCAGAAUACCAAUACUCCAUUGGAUAUUGGAGUGUAUGGGCCAAUGAAGCGAUAUCAUGCCCAAGAGGUUGAUCGAUACUCUCGAGCAGGAAUACAACGAAUACAACGAUCUGAUUGGGUACAGCUUUUUCAGAAGAUAAGAGAAAAAGGUCUUAUUUAUCAAAAUAUCAAAAGCGGAUGGAAAGAGGCAGGUUUGAAUCCAUUUAGUCCUCGUCAAGUUCUGAAUAAUCUUCCAGCCCCGCUUUUACCACUACCUUCCACUCCAAAUACACCAUCAAAUCCAGAAGAUCUAGAUCUUUCUUUACUUAAUAGCUCUCCCCCAAAUGAUAUUGAGCUACGACAAGCAAAUCAGAUAUUCAAUUCAGCUUUAUCUGCUAAUAAUCUGCCUACUUCUCCAGUACAGAGAUAUGUAAAGCGAAUUACUCAUCAGAUUGAAAGCUUAAAUGCUGAAAAUGCUAUUCUUCGAAAGGAAAUUCAAGAAUAUGAAGAGUUACUUGAGAUAUGA